Cucurbita maxima (winter squash) is the source of this 861-nucleotide messenger RNA. Its product is annotated as putative calcium-binding protein CML19. Gene Ontology annotation, molecular function: calcium ion binding. NCBI's taxonomy places the organism in Eukaryota, Viridiplantae, Streptophyta, Magnoliopsida, Cucurbitales, Cucurbitaceae. Bases 348 to 773 code for a protein of 141 amino acids. The record is from RefSeq and is a predicted model, not a curated record. The transcript is spliced from 2 exons.
UUUGUUUGGAAGCUUCGAGCUUUUAAUUCUUAAUCUUUUGAAGAACUCAGAAGAAGAAAAUAAAAAAGAUGGCAACUUUGUGAAAGGAAUAAAUCAAGAACUUUCCAACUUUAUUAUUUUAUGUUUUCGUAAGGAGGGAAGAAACUGUCAAACCGGUCGGAAGUUGCCAACAUUCAUUCCUUCUCUGUCAAAUCUUUGUGGCAGAAUUGUUUAUUCAACAAUCGCUGAGAAGCCCCUUUCUUCGACUUCGUUGAAACGGUGAAGAAAAGAAAUGGUCGGCCAUCUGCUCCACGACUUGACGGCAUCUGCCAUUUUCAUUCCCCAACGAAUCGGCGGUCAAACCACGAAUGAUGGACAAAAUGGCGUUGUACGAGAAGGUGUUCAAGCAGGUCGACGGAGAUGGCGAUGGGAAGCUGUCUCCACUGGAGCUGCAGCGGUGUAUGGCUGGCGUCGGGGGUAGUUUGACGCUGGAGGAGGCGGAGAUGGCUGUGGAGAAUUUGGAUACGGACGGCGAUGGGUUGAUGGGGUGGGGUGAAUUUGUUGCGUUUGUGGAAGAAGUGGGAGAGGAAGAGAAAGUGAGUGAUUUGAAGGAGGCGUUUAGGAUGUAUGAAAUGGAUGGUUGUGGGUUCAUAACGACCAAGAGUUUGAAGAGGAUGUUGAGUAGGCUUGGGGAAUCAAGGAGCAUUGAGGAAUGCAAGAAAAUGAUUGCUAAAUUUGAUCUCAACUCUGAUGGUGUUCUUAACUUUGACGAGUUCAAGUUCAUGAUGUCCUGAUUUUGUAUCAUUUUUCUUUAUGUCUCCUGAACUUUGAACUCAGUUCAGCGGCUGCAACAAUACGAUUACUCCUUUUCUUUUGUUCUUU